AUGAAUCAUCCUAUACGAGAAGAAAAUAAUGAUAACAAUACAUCAUUGAAAAAAACUUUAUUUCUUGGUUUUACACCUCUUGUAAUUGCUGCAUUACUUUAUAUUAGUUUAAGUUUAUGUAUUCAACUAUCAAGAUGUUAUUCAAAUUGGCGUUUGAAACAACAAUUAACUAUUGUAAGAUGUUCAGAAGAAUGUCUUAUUGUUUCAAAUCCAUCAAUAGAUGAUAUUAACCAACAGGCCACUCCUCAAGUUGUUUAA
Molecule: messenger RNA, 258 nt
Organism: Rotaria sordida
Lineage: Eukaryota; Metazoa; Rotifera; Eurotatoria; Philodinida; Philodinidae
Source: the annotation of a GenBank genome assembly